This is a messenger RNA of Halichondria panicea, 5586 nucleotides long. RefSeq names its product pecanex-like protein 1. Lineage: Eukaryota; Metazoa; Porifera; Demospongiae; Suberitida; Halichondriidae. Gene Ontology annotation, biological process: endoplasmic reticulum organization. Bases 227 to 5413 code for a protein of 1728 amino acids. The transcript is spliced from 23 exons. Gene Ontology annotation, cellular component: membrane; endoplasmic reticulum. The record is from RefSeq and is a predicted model, not a curated record.
AGCUCAUUUAGUAAUGUUAGAAAGAAUAAUGAGUCAGAUGACCUAGCUAUAGCCACAGGAUAAGCUAUUAACAAGACCCUUUCAAGACCUCACUACCUCUCAUAUUGAAUCCAGGACACUCCCAGUGGACGGUGGUACCUCACCCUACAGCGUAUUGCCGCUUGUGAGACCUCUAUAAGCACUACUGGCACACUAGCCAUCCUUCCAUGAGUGUGUGCCUGGGAGAAUGGCGCUGAGUGGAUUUUAUGGUAUAUUGUAUUAUGGGAUCCUUGCGUCCCUGACUGGAGGCUACCUGCCAGUGAGAGCCAAGAACCUCUGGUUGACCCUCUUCCAUCUAGCUCUCUUUAUUGGUUUCCUUGUCUCCCCGUUGAUUGUCUUCUUUGUGGCGCCUACUAGCUGGAUUGGCUGGUUUGUGUACGCCCUGAUCACACUCGUAGCGUUCCUUGUCCUCAAGAUAGUCAAUAUUCGCCUCCACUUGUCCCUCGGCAGUGACCCCCUCCCGGAACCACUCCCCUCUGAGGACACACCCCCUUCUGACAGUGAGGAACAAACACUAGAUGACAAAGCUACCGCUAAGGCACUGGAGGCAGGAGAAGAGGAGAAGAAGUCAUUGAAGGUAGUAGAAGAGGAGAAGAUGAAUACACUGAGCCAUGCUGACUCUGCUGAACUCAAUAGAAGCACUUCUCAACAGGCUUCAUUAGCCGGCCCCUCCUAUGAGCUACAUAGCAGGGAAGAGGCAGUCCUGGAGAUAGAACAAACGUCCAAUGAGGACACAGACUCAAAGGACAUUCUCUCAGUGGGUGUGGCCAGAAGGGGAGACCACACCCUCCAAGCAAUACUAUCUGACGACCCCAGUGCCGUGGUCCUCAUGAGCCCUGUACAUAGAUCCAACCCCAACAUAGCCUCCUCCCCCACAACCGUGGUCGCAAUGCUCAACUCCAGUAGAGAAGAAGUGAGGACGAAGGACGACAGAGACAGAGACCGACACUCAAUCACUGAGGGCACAUCCCUUCCUCGUAGGGACAGGACAGCCGCGGGAAUAUGUCUACAACGUGGGCGGAGUCUCCAUGGGGAAGAGUCACAGUCACAGGAGGAAGAGGAAGGACAUCAUCACACACGACGCUAUGCCAUGCGUAGUGGGACACGCCCCCCUCGCCGCCAUUCCUCCCCCACCUCCACAGCUGUGUCUCGUGCUGUGGCCCCUACCCUCUCCCCUGUGCCUCCAUCUCCUGAGCUGUACGACACUGUUCGGUCCCAGCUGUACGAGGAAAACAGAUAUGCUCUGAUGGACGUAGUGGACCGAAUGCCUCCCCCACUGUUGGAUGCCAUCUUAGAGGGAGCCCUACCGGACAGCUUCUAUGAGAAUCUUGUGGCCAGAGUGGAUGAGCUGAGGAGGGGACACCUAGCCAGUGGAGAUGGCGAUGCUAGUCACGGUGCCAUCCAUUGGUUUGAAGUGAGUGGUGAGUGGAACUUUUACGUCUUCGAGAGCUCCGAUGACAGCGUGCCUAGUCUGGAUGAUGAGGACGAACUGCAGCGCUAUCUGCGCUUUGGACUUGACGAGAGCCUAAGACGACCUCCCCCAAUCCCUCCAAGGGUACCGGAGGAACCAAAGGACGAGGAGAAGAAACCAACAUACCGUAUCCUGCCCUAUAUUCGGAGGACCACUGUUGAGCUGAAGUUUCCACGCAAAACUCUCGAGGAGUUCAUGGAUCGGAAUGUGACGUGGAGUGAGGCUCUGGGGACCGUGCUACUGGCCACACUGGUGUGUGUGGUGGGAGCACUGCUGCUCUCAUUGGUCAACUUCUAUCAGGGAAUUACCGCAGUGAUAUUCUGUUACGUUGUAGCCACCGCUCAUUUCUCUCUCAUCAAGAGCGUGGAGGAUGACCCCGCCUCUCCCAGUCCAGGUCAGAACCACAUCACAGCACUAAGCCGUGCAGUCUACUUCCUGCUAGCUGGAGUACUGGCUCUGUGUAUUGAUGCUGCCCUCAGGAACAUCGACACCUUCCCUGUACUACUGGUGUAUGAGUUCAACGUUAACAGUCAAGUUGUCCUCAUGUUCGUGAGGGACGCGCUACUCAUCUUCAUUCUGUUCCUGCCUCUACUGUUCAUGUUUGGCUGGCUGCCUCAGGCUGAUACCUUCACUACCUGGUUCUGUGAGCAGCUGGACAUGCACUUGUUUGGAGGGACCCCUGCCACUGGACUAGUGUGUUCCCUGUAUAGCCUGGGGCGCAGUAUGGCCAUGGUGGCUGUUCUGUGGCCACUAGGUUGGGCCGCAUUUAACACUCUGAAUAUCGAACUGAUGAUUGGUCCUGACGGCCAAGAGUACGAUCCUAAUAAUCCAGGGAUGGCGUGUGAGAGUGUUAAUGACAGGGUCGCCCUCGCUUUCUUCAUUGGCUCCAUCUUUGCUGCCUCUUUUAUCCUAAGCCGCAGUACCUCCAACUACCAAUACCUCUGGGACCUUAUGUGUCGAGGGGUCAAGAAAUGUAAGACGUGCUUCAGUCAGAGCUCACCUGAGCACAGUGCAGCCAUGCCUGACUUCUCUGACCCUCUGGAGGAUAUCUACUGUCGUACCGUGUGGUCGAGGAUGGGUUAUGACAUCAUGGCUGGACUCUUUGUGUUCGUGUUUGUCACUGGCCUCAACUUAACCACCAUCUUCUGUAGACAUCCUAUCCCCUCCUACAUUAUCUAUGGGCUCACAUGUCUGGUGGGUGUGAUCAACCAUUACAUCAUCCCUCAUCUACGCAAGGAGAUGCCAUGGUUACUCUGCAGUGAACCUCUCGUCAAGGCCAAGGACUGGGACUCCUUCGAGGUCACAGAGGACCCAAAGCUCUCAGUGGCAGAGCAGUUGUUGCAAUGGUCUCUGUUUCUAGAGAAGAAUAUCUUAUAUCCCCUCACAUUCUUGUUCGCCCUCAACCUCUCCGCACAUCAUUACAAGUUCAUCUUUGGAGAAUUCGGAGCUGCACUGGUAGUGGGUGUGGUCGGCCUCAAGUUAGUCCGCAGUGCAUACACAGAGCUCUCCCGACAAGUGUUUGUGCUCGUCUUUGCUCUGUUCUUUUUCAAUUUUGACUACGCCCACCUCUCUGAGGGACUUCCCCUAGACUACUUCAUCAUUGCCAUCCUUUUCAACAAGUUUUACGACCUUGUGCUCAAGAUGCAGUUCAUCUAUAUCUACAUAGCUCCUUGGCAGACAUCGUGGAGUUCAGCCGGUCACAUCAUAGCCCAGCCUCUCCUCAUCCCACACACGCCACUCAUCUUCUUGCAGACAUUGAUAUCCUCUGUCUUGAGCACGCCCAUUAACCCAGUGUAUGCUAGCACUUUCUUUACCCUCUCCUACGCACGCCCCGUCAAAUACUGGGAGAAGAACUACAAUACUAAGAGAGCUGACUCUAGCAACACAAGACUGGACCUACAGCUGGAGGGUAACCUCAGAAAUCCAAACCCUGAUCGACUGGACAGCUUGUUCUAUGAGCACUUGACGUGGGUACUACAGAAGAGUCUGUGUGGAGACUUGGCACUCGGUCGCUGGGGCAACGUCACCAAUGGCGAUAUAUUUAUCCUCACGUCUGACCGUCUUAAUGCUCUAGUACACAUCAUCGAGUACGGCAACGGGUUCGUGACCUUUCAACUACGAGGGUUAGAGUUUAGAGGGACCUACUGUCAUCAGCGAGAGGUGGAGGCUAUCACCGAGUCUGUUGCUGGGGACGACGGCUGCUGUUGCUGUGAGCCAGGCCAUGUACCAUGUUUCCUGUCAUGCAACAAGACCUUCAGCCUCCGCUGGUUAGCCUGGCAGGUGGUCUCAUCGUCCUAUACACUACACGGUUACUCUAUCGCUGAGAAUCAAGCACACCUGGUGUUCAACUCCUUUGAUCAUCGCCGGAGCUACAUCACCCAUUACUGCAAGUGCAUUAUCUUCAAGCUGAUCACGUCCCCACGGCUGCAAUCCCUCCUGGAGAGUGGCCCCCUACGCGAGGCCCUGGAGAGACAGCACGAGCCUGGCUAUGUGGACCACGACUCUCUCUUUGAUGACUCCAGGAACUGUGAUUACACUCACAGCUCUCGAGGUGUGGAGAGGCAUCAGUUUGUGGCAGCCUUCCAACCUUUCAUACAAGUCUGUGUGGAACAGCAAGGCUUACAGGUGGAGCACGGUGGUGACUCGUUCCUGGUGACCUUGUGCUUUGCCUAUACUCUACUUGGACGGAGGAUGUUCUUCCAACAUGCACAGCAAGGGGCCGGACGCAGGGGUGGUGAUAACUUCAUGCACGGACUGUACAAGCUGUUCAUUGGGGACGCUCGUCCUAAUGGGGAGAAUGAUGAGUGGGUGUUCCAGGACGUUGACUCUAUCAAGGACUUCAUCAUUCCUGCAGCCAGGACUGCCCUCAAGGUUCACCAGGACAACUUCACUUUCUCUGAGGAGUAUGACUCUCCCAUUGGUGUGUAUGAGGCCAUCCAUGAGGUGGAGCAUGAGCAUGUGGUCACUCAUGAGAACGACAGAGCAUGGAGGACUGCUGUGAUCAUGAACAAGCCCUCCAUGUUGGCACUACGCUAUCAGAGGACAGAGGAGUCCUACGUGUACCCGUACAAGCUCAUCCGCCUCACCUCCAAGUUCAUCAAGUUCAGAGUGGUCAAGUUGAAUCGUGAAUGUGUUCGUUCCUUGUGGACUAGUCAGCAACAUGAGCUCAUCUUCCUGCAUAACAGCGACAGUGAGAGAGGGAGCAUCCAAAACCACAAGCCCACCCUCCGUAAUAUGGUCAACUCAUCAAUGGACCUCCCCAUCGGCUACCCCAUCUACGUGUCCCCUCUACAGACUUCAUAUAUAGACAGACAUGAAUCCUACAACUCCACUCUCAUCUCUAAGAUCACCAACCCCCACGAGAUUGUCAAGGCAGCGCAUGUCGUCAAGGACUGGUGUGGAGCGUGCUCUAAGAAGACAGACGAAUCUCAUGGACGUACCAGCUCAAAAGGGGAGGGGCCGACAACAGCUAACGAGGGGGGUGAAACCGGAGUCCCCCGUGCCGGUAGUGUUGACAGCCUAACUGGAAUGCAGUAUGGAGCGGAGACACAACAGCCGUAUGUGGACCCAUUCCCAGAGUCCGAUUCCGAUGGUGAUGAGCAACUUUGGAAGCCAAUGUGGGUAUCGAAAACUGUUGCCAUUUCUGACACGAGUGAGAUAUUUGAGAACUUCAAGGUAUCUUGGCUGAAGUGGAGGGAUGAGAGUUUGUCCCAAAAGGCACAGCGAAGUCAUUGGAAGGCAUGGCGACCAGAGGAAGGUAUGGAGGGGGAGGUGGUCCACGAAUGGAGGCCAUUCCAUCUGGAGGCUGUCCAUCGCAGUCACAUUGACAAGGUGAUCUUGUUAGUGAAGAUGACGGAGGACUUGUAUGUGCUGGUCAAGGAGCAGGGUGUCAGGGAGGUCUAGAACUGGACAAUAAUAUACGAAUCAAUGUGUGUACUGGUUGACUGACUGUGUGUGUUAUUUUAUCCCUGUAGCUAGCUAUUGCUUGUGUGGGUGUGUGGUGUAUUGAUUGCACUUAUAUAUUAAUUUUUUGUACCUAAUGGUUUCUGCUCCAAGCAGUUUGAUUAUUACAGUGA